AUGUCGAGUAGUUGGAGAAGAACGUUAGGGAACGCAAGAUCUUUCGUCAACAAUUCAAUGGGCGGUCUUAGAGGAGGAAGCAACCUUGCUUCCUGGGUUGUCGCCGGAACCCUAGCUUACUUCCUUUGGAUUAAACCCUCCCAAGACCUCAAACGUGAACAACAGGAAAAAGCGGCUCUUGCUUCCUCUGAUUCAUAUCGCUAUGUUGAGACUCGAAAACCUGUUCCUGAUCCUCAAGUUACAGGUUUGAUAUAUGGAAACAACAACAAAGACAAUUCAAAUAGGGCACAGGAUUAG
This is a messenger RNA of Lathyrus sativus (Indian pea), 297 nucleotides long. NCBI's taxonomy places the organism in Eukaryota, Viridiplantae, Streptophyta, Magnoliopsida, Fabales, Fabaceae. The record is from the annotation of a GenBank genome assembly.